Molecule: messenger RNA, 3137 nt
Organism: Ipomoea nil (Japanese morning glory)
Lineage: Eukaryota; Viridiplantae; Streptophyta; Magnoliopsida; Solanales; Convolvulaceae
Product: probable leucine-rich repeat receptor-like serine/threonine-protein kinase At3g14840
Exons: 24
Coding region: 22-3006 (994 amino acids)
Biological process (GO): protein phosphorylation
Molecular function (GO): protein binding; protein kinase activity; ATP binding
Source: RefSeq, a predicted model, not a curated record
UUCCCCAGCUAGAACUCAGCGAUGUCUAUAAUCCUCAUACCAAUUAUAUUAUCCUUCUUUCCCAUAUUUCUUGAAGCGCAGAGUGGGUAUCUUCCUGAAGAUGAAAUCGAUGCACUUAGGGAAAUAGCUAAAGAACUGGGCAAGGAGGAUUGGAAUUUUAGUCUAAAUCCUUGUGACAACAACUCAAAUUGGAUGACACCAUAUAGGGAAGAUAUGCCUCUGUACAAUAAUUCCCUCACUUGUGAUUGUAGUUUCCCUGCUGGUAUUUGCCAUGUGCAAAGCAUACUUUUAAGGGGACAGGAUCUGCAAGGUGUCCUUCCUCCUUCCUUGGCGAACUUAACCUUUAUCAAGAUAAUUGAUCUCGCCCGCAACUAUUUAAGUGGUACAAUUCCCCUUGAAUGGGCUUCUACCAAAUUGGUAGCUAUCAUUGUUGGUGUGAAUCGAUUGUCGGGGCCAAUUCCAACAUACUUGGGAAAUAUAACAACUCUUCAACAAUUAAGCUUGGAAAACAAUAUGUUCAAUGGAACCGUUCCACUAGAGCUUGGGAAUCUUACCAACUUACAGAAUCUCAUUCUUAGUGGUAAUUAUCUCACGGGUGAAUUGCCAAAACAAGUACUUACUAAUCUCACAAAUUUGAAAGAUCUCAGGCUGAACAGUAAUAACUUCACUGGGAAACUGCCUAGCUUUCGAUCUUUAACAAACCUUCAACGACUAGAGCUUCAAGCAAGUGGUUUUGAAGGACCCAUACCUGAAAACGAAUUUAUACCGUCAGGCUUGACAGAACUUAGAAUCAGUGACCUAAAUGGAGGUGUCUCGAGUUUUCCUACAAUAAAUAACAUGAUAAACAUUAGAAAGUUGAUGUUGAGUAGGUGCAACAUUUCUGGGAAUUUACCUGAUUUGCGUGCUAUGGCAAACUUGCAAAUAUUAGAUUUGAGCUUUAAUCAUCUCGAAGGAGGGAUUAGUGGUCUUCAAGGUCUUCAAAGUCUUCAAGGGCUUCCUAACAACGUGAAGUUUUUGUUUCUAACGAACAACAACCUUACUGGGAAAAUACCUCCAUGGGUUCUAAAUCAAACUUCCACAUUGUGGUCAGAAAAUCAAAGAUUUUCAGCAGUGAACAUAGAUCUUUCCUACAAUAAUUUUGAUGAAAGCUCAAUGCCACCAAAUUGUCGGGAAAACAUAAACUUGUUCAAAAGCUACAAGGGAGGAGAAAGUUCAGAUGCUGCAAAGUGUUUUCAGCAAUGUUCGAAGGAUUGGUAUUCAUUUCACAUCAAUUGUGGUGGGGGCAAUGUUUUGAUUGGUGACACUACAUAUGACGCAGAUGUAGAUAGCACAAGCUUCGCAACAUUUGUUCCCACUAGAGAGAACUGGGUAACCAGUCGUACAGGGAUUUUUUGGGAUAAAAAUAUAUCACUAAAUGACUAUACAACAACAAAUAUAUCAGUCGUCAAUGGAAAAGACGUUUCUGAAAUCUACAAGACUGCUCGUUUGUCUCCUUUAUCUCUAACGUAUUAUGGGCGCUGUUUGGCAAAUGGAAACUAUACUGUAAAACUUCAUUUUGCAGAGAUAGUAAUUAGAGAUAAUAGAUCUUUUCAAAGUCUUGGAAGACGCAUAUUUAAUGUUUAUAUACAGGGUGAAGUGAAACUAAAGGAUUUUGAAAUUAAAAGCGAAGCACAAGGAGUUGAUAAAGCCUUGGUUAAAGAAUUCCAAACAAUUGUGAGAGAUAAAACUCUAGAGGUGUGUUUUGAGUAUGCGGGGAAAGGAACAACAGCAGCCCCAAGUAGAGGAACAUAUGGACCUUUAAUCUCUGCCAUUUCUGUGGAAUUUGCUAAUUCUGUAGAUUCCAAGCCUCCCAAAAAGCGAAAGACUUCAAUCAUAGUUGGUUCAGUAAUUUUUUCUUUGAUUCUUACUUCCACAUUUCUCUAUUUUGCUUGGUGGAAGAUCUUGAUAAGAAACAUGACCUCAACUAGAAAGGAACUACGAGAUCUUGAUCUACGAACAGGACUGUUUUCCUUCACACAAAUUAAAGCCGCUACAAAUAAUUUUGAUGCUGCAAAUAAGAUUGGGGAAGGUGGCUUUGGGCUUGUCUACAAGGGUACAUUAUUGGAUGGUACAGUUAUUGCUGUAAAAAAACUCUCAUCCAAAUCAAGUCAAGGAAAUCGCGAAUUUUUAAAUGAAAUAGGCAUGAUUUCUUGUUUGCAACAUCCUAAUCUUGUGAAACUUUAUGGGUCUUGUGUUGAGGGAAAGCAAUUGUUGCUGGUGUACGAGUACUUGGAAAACAAUAGCCUUGCCCAUGCUCUUUUCGGUUCAGAAGAGUGUCAACUGAAAAUAGACUGGUCUUUUCGACAAAGAAUUUGUCUCGGUAUUGCAAAAGGUUUAGCUUUUCUGCAUGAAGAAUCAGCAAUAAAGAUUGUUCAUAGAGAUAUAAAAGCCACCAAUGUGCUUCUUGACAAAGAACUCAAUCCAAAAAUUUCUGAUUUUGGCCUUGCUAAACUUAACGAUGAUGGAAAUACACAUAUUAGCACAAGAGUUGCAGGGACAAUAGGAUACAUGGCUCAUGAAUAUGCAAUGUGGGGUUACUUAACAUACAAAGCAGAUGUCUAUAGUUUCGGUGUAGUGGCACUAGAAAUUGUUGCAGGGAAGAGCAACAUGAAGUAUCAUCCUGAAGAGAAAUUUAUUUGCAUCCUUGAUUGGGCACUUGAUCUUCAAAAAAAGGGGAACCUAAUGGAGCUAAUUGAUCCAAAAUUGGGUUCUGAUUUUGACAAAGAAGAGGCACUCAGAAUGAUCAAAGUGGCUUUGCUUUGUACUAAUCCUUCGCCAGUGCUAAGGCCAUCCAUGUCUGCAGUAGUAAGUAUGCUUGAAGACCAUGAUGAUAUUUUUGAGUACAAAUCCGAUCUACAUGAAUUCAACUUUCAAGCAAUGAGAAAUCAUUAUGAUGAAAUUCUAGUCAAUUCAAGCGAUUCUCCAAACAACUCAGAGUGCACAUAUCUAAAUAUGGAAUUACAGUAGUCCGUGGUGUUAUAAAAUAUUGGUUUUUGGUGUAAGAAAACUCAAGGAAAAACAAGAUUCAAUAAUUUUGUGUAUCAAAUACACUUUCAACAAGUUUUAAAUCAUUUUGUAUGAGCAAUUUGGGUCUUAGU